Messenger RNA from Anolis carolinensis (green anole), 14737 nucleotides. RefSeq names its product deleted in malignant brain tumors 1 (gene dmbt1). Gene Ontology annotation, biological process: zymogen activation. The coding region runs from base 660 to 14552 and encodes 4630 amino acids. Lineage: Eukaryota; Metazoa; Chordata; Lepidosauria; Squamata; Anolidae. Gene Ontology annotation, cellular component: plasma membrane. Gene Ontology annotation, molecular function: serine-type endopeptidase activity. The transcript has 87 exons. The record is from RefSeq and is a predicted model, not a curated record.
GGUUGGCUUAUACUCGAGUAUACAGUAGAGUCUCACUUAUCCAAGCUAAAUGGGCUGGCAGAAGCUUGGAUAAGCGAAUAUCUUGGAUAAUAAGGAGGGAUUAAGGAAAAGCCUAUUAAACAUCAAAUUAGGUUAUGAUUUUACAAAUUAAGCAUCAAAACAUCAUGUUAUACAACAAAUCUGACAGAAAAAGUAGCUCAAUACGCAGUAAUGUUAUGUUGUAAUUACUGUAUUUAUGAAUUUAGUACCAAAAUAUCACGAUAUAUUGAAAACAUUGACUACAAAAAUGGCUUGGAUAAUCCAGAAGCUUGGAUAAGCGAGGCUUGGAUAAGUGAGACUCUACUGUAUAAGUAAUCAUCAUUGGACAGUCUUAUCUUAUUAAAAUCUUAAAUUACAGUUUUAUGUAAAUAUUCAAAAAACAUUUAACCUACUGAUGCCUCAAUUAAUGUAAUUUUAUUGUAUCUAUUUUUAUUUAUGAAAUUUACCGGUAGCUGUUGCAUUUCCCACCCUUGUCUUAUACGACUCAAUAAGCUUUCUCAGUUUUUUUGUGGUAAAAUUAGGGUCCUCGGCUUAUAUUCAAGUAUAUAUGGUAAUUUGUUCCAUUCUCAUAAGUUAUUGAGUAUAUAAUGGUUUAAACUCUGUGAGAGAGCAAAUAUUUCAUGUCGCCAAUGAUAUGCCCCCCCGCCCAAUCUGCGCCGAUACUGCUUAAGAAUUUCCAAAUGGAAACAAACCGAUAUUUACCAAGUUGUUUCCUGUUGUCUUUCAAAGACGUGUCUUUAAGAUUGGUGAAUGGAUCGAACAGAUGUGAGGGCCGUGUUGAACUUUAUUACAGAGGAGAAUGGGGAACGGUUUGUGGUGAUUACUGGGACAUGGAAGAUGCCCAGGUUGUGUGCAGGCAGUUUGGAUGUGGAGAUGCCUCUUCGGCUCCAAGACAUGCCCAUUUUGGUCAAGGAUCAGGAUCGAUCCUCCUUGAUGAUGUGGACUGUAGAGGAAAUGAGUCUCACCUGUGGGACUGCCGAAGCCUAGGGUGGCAUUCUCAUAACUGUGGCCAUGGUGAAGAUGCCAGUGUCAUCUGCACAGGUAUUUUCUAUAUAAGUGUUCCUGCUACUCCUCCACCUUCAGGUCUUCGUUUGGUGAAUGGAUCUCAUGGAUGUGAGGGCCGUGUAGAAAUCAAGAAUAGCGAUUCAGUCUGGGGGACAGUUUGUGAUGAUUCAUGGGACGUAAAAGAUGCAGAUGUUGUAUGCAAACAACUUGGUUGUGGAUAUGCUCUCAGUGCUCCAGGGUUAGCACAUUUUGGGCAAGGCUCUGGUCCCAUCGUCCUGGAUGAAGUUAAAUGUAAUGGGGAUGAAACCUACCUAUGGCAAUGCCCUAACAAUGGUUGGGGAGUUCAUAACUGUGGCCACAAUGAAGAUGCAAGUGUCAUCUGUUCAGGUAUUUCCCAGUGUUGCCAUAUGUAUCUUUUACACUACUUUAUUUUCAUAUUGAAAUAUUUGAUCACUUUGAUAUGGCAGGAUGCACGUUUGACAUAUCUUCACUUUCCCCUUUUAUUAAAACGUAUACCAACUCUCAAUCUAUAUGCACUUUCUUCAACCAGAGGUCUUCGAUUGGUGAAUGGAUCUCAUGGAUGUGAGGGCCGUGUAGAAAUCAAUUAUAGUAAUUCAGUCUCGGGGACAGUUUGUGAUGACUCGUGGGACUUAAAUGAUGCAGAUGUUGUAUGCAAACAACUUGGAUGUGGAUAUGCUGUCGGUGCUCCAGUGUCAGCAUAUUUUGGGCAAGGCUCUGGUCCCAUCGUCCUGGAUGAAGUUAGAUGUAGUGGGAGUGAAGCUUACAUAUGGCAAUGCCAUAACAAUGGUUGGGGAGUUCAUAACUGUGGCCACAAUGAAGAUGCAGGUGUCAUCUGUUCAGGUAUUUCCCUGUUUUGUCAUAUGUAUCUUUUAAACUUCUUUAUAUUCAUAUUGAAAUACUUGAUCACUCUGAUAUAUGCACUUCCUACAAGCAGAGGUCUUCAAUUGGUGAAUGGAUCCCAUGGAUGUGAGGGUCGUGUAGAAAUCAAUUAUAGUAAUUCAGUCUGGGGGACAGUUUGUGAUGAUUCAUGGGACUUAAAUGAUGCAGAUGUUGUAUGCAGACAACUUGGAUGUGGAUAUGCUCUCAGUGCUCCAGGGUCAGCAUAUUUUGGGCAAGGCUCUGGUCUCAUCGUCCUGGAUGACGUUAGAUGUAGUGGGAGUGAAGCUUACCUAUGGCAAUGCCGUAACAAUGGUUGGGGAGUUCAUAACUGUGGCCACAAUGAAGAUGCAAGUGUCAUCUGUUCAGGUGCACUUUCUACAACCAGAGAGCCUUCUCGUUCAACACCUGCAGGAAAUUACUCUUGUGGUGGUGAACUUCCAAUUCCAUCAGGGUACUUCAGUUCUCCCUUCUAUCCUGGAUAUUAUCCAAACAACCUAAAUUGUACAUGGACAAUUAGAACUUGGAACAAUUACCGCAUCAACCUCACAUUUUCAAGCAUUCAAACUGAAUGUGGACCCGAUUAUGUGGAGAUCUAUGAUGGCAAUCUCGACUCAAAACUCCUUGGGCGCUAUUGUUCUGGUUCUUUCCUAACAUUUACUUCAACAUCAAAUGUUCUCACAGUGAGGUUUCAUACUGAUUCCUCAGUAACAUCCAGAGGCUUUGAUGCUUACUACUCCUCAUUUUAUUACCACCUUGAUCUCCAGUUGGUGAAUGGAAAUCAUCGCUGUGAGGGGCGUGUUGAAAUUCGUAACUCUGUUUCCACAUGGGGGACAGUCUGUGAUGAUUUAUGGGACUUAACUGAUGCAGAGGUUGUGUGCAGACAACUUGGAUGUGGAUAUGCUGUCAGUGCACCGGGGUCAGCACAUUUUGGGCAAGGCUCUGGUCCCAUUCUCCUGGAUGAUGUUAGAUGUAGUGGGAAUGAAUCCUACCUAUGGGAUUGCCCUAACAAUGGCUGGGGAGUCCAUAACUGUGGCCACGGUGAAGAUGCAGGUGUCAUAUGCUCAGGUGCACUCAAUACAACAACAGGUCUCCGAUUGGUGAAUGGAAGUCAUCGCUGUGAGGGACGUGUUGAAAUCCAUAACUCUAAUUUCACGUGGGGGACAGUCUGUGAUGAUUUAUGGGACUUAACUGAUGCAGAUGUUGUGUGCAGACAACUUGGAUGUGGAUAUGCUGUCAGUGCUCCAGGAUCAGCAUAUUUUGGGAAAGGCUCUGGUCCCAUUUUUCUGGAUGAUGUUAGAUGUAAUGGGAGUGAACCUUACUUAUGGGAAUGCCCUAACAAUGGCUGGGGAGUUCAUAACUGUGGCCAUCAUGAAGAUGCAAGUGCCAUCUGUUCAGGUACACAUUUUACAACCAGAGCGCCUUCUCGUCCAACACCUACAGGAAAUUACUCUUGUGGUGGUGAACUUCCAAUUUCAUCAGGGUCCUUCAGUUCUCCCUUCUAUCCUGGAUAUUAUCCAAACAACUUAAAUUGUACAUGGACAAUUAGAACUUGGAACAAUUACCGCAUCAACCUCACAUUUUCAAGCAUUCAAACUGAAUGUGGACCCGAUUAUGUGGAGAUCUAUGAUGGCAAUCUCGACUCAAAACUCCUUGGGCGCUAUUGUUCUGGUUCUUUCCUAACAUUUACUUCAACAUCAAAUGUUCUCACAGUGAGGUUUCAUACUGAUUCCUCAGUAACAUCCAGAGGCUUUGAUGCUUACUACUCCUCAUUUUAUUACCACCUUGAUCUCCAGUUGGUGAAUGGAAAUCAUCGCUGUGAGGGGCGUGUUGAAAUUCGUAACUCUGUUUCCACAUGGGGGACAGUCUGUGAUGAUUUAUGGGACUUAACUGAUGCAGAGGUUGUGUGCAGACAACUUGGAUGUGGAUAUGCUGUCAGUGCACCGGGGUCAGCACAUUUUGGGCAAGGCUCUGGUCCCAUUCUCCUGGAUGAUGUUAGAUGUAGUGGGAAUGAAUCCUACCUAUGGGAUUGCCCUAACAAUGGCUGGGGAGUCCAUAACUGUGGCCACGGUGAAGAUGCAGGUGUCAUAUGCUCAGGUGCACUCAAUACAACAACAGGUCUCCAAUUGGUGAAUGGAAGUCAUCGCUGUGAGGGACGUGUUGAAAUCCAUAACUCUAAUUUCACGUGGGGGACAGUCUGUGAUGAUUUAUGGGACUUAACUGAUGCAGAUGUUGUGUGCAGACAACUUGGAUGUGGAUAUGCUGUCAGUGCUCCAGGAUCAGCAUAUUUUGGGCAAGGCUCUGGUCCCAUUUUUCUGGAUGAUGUUAGAUGUAAUGGGAGUGAACCUUACUUAUGGGAAUGCCCUAACAAUGGCUGGGGAGUUCAUAACUGUGGCCAUCAUGAAGAUGCAAGUGCCAUCUGUUCAGGUACACAUUUUACAACCAGAGCACCUUCUCGUCCAACACCUACAGGAAAUUACUCUUGUGGUGGUGAACUUCCAAUUUCAUCAGGGUCCUUCAGUUCUCCCUUCUAUCCUGGAUAUUAUCCAAACAACUUAAAUUGUACAUGGACAAUUAGAACUUGGAACAAUUACCGCAUCAACCUCACAUUUUCAAGCAUUCAAACUGAAUGUGGACCCGAUUAUGUGGAGAUCUAUGAUGGCAAUCUCGACUCAAAACUCCUUGGGCGCUAUUGUUCUGGUUCUUUCCUAACAUUUACUUCAACAUCAAAUGUUCUCACAGUGAGGUUUCAUACUGAUUCCUCAGUAACAUCCAGAGGCUUUGAUGCUUACUACUCCUCAUUUUAUUACUACCUUGAUCUCCAGUUGGUGAAUGGAAAUCAUCGCUGUGAGGGGCGUGUUGAAAUUCGUAACUCUGUUUCCACAUGGGGGACAGUCUGUGAUGAUUUAUGGGACUUAACUGAUGCAGAUGUUGUGUGCAGACAACUUGGAUGUGGAUAUGCUGUCAGUGCACCGGGGUCAGCAUAUUUUGGGCAAGGCUCUGGUCCCAUUCUCCUGGAUGAUGUUAGAUGUAGUGGGAAUGAAUCCUACCUAUGGGAAUGCCCUAACAGUGGCUGGGGAGUACAUAACUGUGGCCAUGGUGAAGAUGCAGGUGUCAUCUGCUCAGGUACACCCAGUACAACAGCAGGACCAGCUUUUCCAGCUACUACAUCAUCAAUAGGCAACUCCACUUGUGGUGGUCUGCUUCCAUACUCAUCUGGGUCAUUCUCUUCUCCCUUGUAUCCUGGAAAUUAUCCAAACAAUGCAGAUUGCAUAUGGACAAUAAGAUCUUGGAGUGGUUCACAAAUCCAGCUCACAUUUAGAAGUAUUCAAACAGAAUGCAGAUUUGAUUACGUUGAGGUUUAUGAUGGAGACCUCUAUUCACGUGUCCUUGGAAGAUAUUGUUCAGGUUCCUAUGUUACAUUGAUUUCUACAUCAAAUCUCCUCACAAUUCUGUUUCACAGUGAUGUUUCAGUAACAUAUCCCGGUUUUUCUGCCUUUUACCAUUCAUUUUAUGGCACAACUGCAUGGCCAACUCCGACAUUUCCAUGGUGGCCAACAACGACAACUUCACCAACAAACUAUUCCUGUGGUGGUUUCCUUGGACAUCAAUCUGGGACUAUUCAAAGUCCAUUUUAUCCUUCCAACUACCCAAAUAAUGCUGACUGUACAUGGCAAAUACAAGUUGAAAGCAAUUCCCGAAUAACACUUACAUUCCAAAAUUUGCAACUACAGGUAUGUGAUAGAUAUAGAUGCCCAUGUGAUUCUGUAGAAGUCUAUGAUGGACCACCCCAUAGUUCUCCACUGCUUGGGAGGAUAUGUUACAACUCCUAUCAUACAUUUACAUCAACCUCUAACAUGAUGAGUGUGAGAUUCCGCAGUGACAAUAGUGUCACUGCAUCAGGGUUUUUUGCCAACUAUUACACCAUCCCAGCAGAUCAAAAUACAAGUCUUCUCUGUUUAUCAGAAUAUAUGCAAGCAAUCAUUAGUAGGAGAUAUCUGAGUACCGCAGGCUACUCUCCAUGGGAUGUCAGUUUGAUAGACUCUUCCUGCAGACCAAAGAUCACACUAUCUUACGUAAUAUUCAACAUACCAUACAAUGGCUGCUUCACCCGAAGAAAUGUUGAUGCUGACACAAUUAUUUAUUCAAACCUGAUCACAGUGUCUGCUGCAGGCAAUGGCGCCAUAAUUAAAAGGAAAAAGGACCUUCACUUGCAAGUCAACUGCAAGAUGCUGCAACACACUUGGAUAGAAACCAUGUACAUUGCUCGCGACAUUGAUUUAGUUAAUGAAACUCAGUACGGCCUAUAUAGUGUCAACCUUACAUUUUUUGACUCACCAUACUUCUUGUAUCCAGUGUAUGACACACCUUAUAGAGUGUCAUUGGGACAGACUUUAUACCUGCAAAUUGUUCUUCAUAACUCUGACACAGAUCUGCAGUUAUUUUUGGACACAUGUAAAGCAUCACCCUCUUAUGAUGAUUUUACAACUUUGACCUAUCCUAUCAUCGAGAAUGGCUGUAUUAAAGAUGGGACCUAUGAGACAUACGGUUCACCAAAUAGCCGGACACUUCGGUUCUCCUUCCAAGCCUUUGAUUUCAUCCGUAGAAAUCCAUCGGUUUACCUGCAGUGUGAAGUGGUGGUUUGCAGAGCCUAUGAUUAUAGCUCCCGAUGCAGUCGGGGUUGUAUUCAUGUGCCUCGAUCUAAGAGAGAUACAGGCUCUUAUGAAGAAAAAGUCGAUGUCGUUAUUGGGCCAAUUGAACUUCAACCGAAUGGCAUUCAGAGCAGAAAUAUUGAGACAGAUCAAAAGCUACCAGAAAAUAUGGAAGCCCACCAUUCCCAUGCACCAUACAUAGUUGCUGCUGUCGUCCUUUCAGUUGCUGUCCUAACUCUUGCAGGAUUUGUUUUGAAAAAUAAAUGGAGAAGACCAAUCCCCUACGAGAUCAUGGAGAGGAGUAAUGGAACCAUCACCCACUCCAACAUCAUCAUGACAUCAGCCAGUGGUGAUAUUAUUACAAGAGAGAAGAACUUUCAAUUUCACAUGGUUUGUGAAAUGAAUGAGAACGCCAUUGUAGAAACAAUGUUUAUUAGCCACAAUUCUGUUGACAUUACUGAAAUUCAUCGUGGCAGUUACCAUGUGACAUUUAAUUUCUAUGAAUCACCGUCUUUCUCCAACGAAGUUCAUAGUUCUCCAUACUAUGUUUCGAUUAAUCAAGAGUUAUACUUUCAAGCUACUCUUAGUAGUCCUGAUCCAAACCUGGUACUAUUUGUGGACACAUGUAUAGCAUCCCCUUAUGCUCAUGACUUCAGAACAUUGACCUAUGACUUAAUCAGAAGUGGAUUAGACUGUGAUCGUGAAUAUAUUAGCAUAUAUAAUGGAGAGGCACAUCGUUCAAGACUCCUUGGAAAGAUAUGCAGUGGUUCCAGUCGGACAUUUGUUUCAUUUUCAGGCACUAUGUCAGUUUUGCUACACAGAAACUCUGACUUCACCGGUCCAGGAUUUUUUGCCUACUAUGAUAUAGGAGCACUUUCGUGUUCUGGAGACUUCAUGAGUGCGCACAUCAGCAGACACUAUCUUCAGUUAAAAGGCUAUAAUGCAUGGGAAGUAUAUCUAAAUUCAUCAGACUCCCGCUGUAGACCUCAGAUUACACGUGAAUAUGUUGUCUUCAACAUACCAUACAGUGGUUGUGGCACUAAAAGACAAGAGAGCAAUAAUGAUACCAUUGUUUACUCCAACAACAUCAAGACAUCACCCUUUGAUGAAGAUAAUAUUAUUACAAGAAAGACAGACAUGAUAUUUCACAUCAAAUGUGAAAUGAAUGAGAACAUCAUGGUAGAAACAAUGUUUGUUGUCAAAAAUUCUGUUGACAUUACUGAAAAACAUCACGGCCAUUAUGAAAUGACUCUUGGAUGCUAUGAGUCGGCAUCUUUCUCCCAUAAAGUUUAUGGCUUUCCCUACUAUGUUUCAAUGGAUCAGGAGUUAUUCUUUGAAGUUAUUCUCAACAAUUCCGAUCCAAACCUUAUACUGUUUUUAGACACAUGCAAAGCAUCUCCAUACGCUCAUGACUUUGAAAAUUUGACCUAUCCCUUAAUUGAACAUGGGUGUGUACGAGAUUCUACCUACAAAAAUCUGCCUUCACCAAACAAGAAUACAGCUCGCUUCAGUUUCAAUUCCUUUAAGUUUGUCGACCAACACAAUGAAAUUUUUUUGCAAUGCAAGCUGGUUGUAUGCAUGGCAAAUGAUUACUCUUCCCGGUGCUAUCAGGGGUGCUUAAGCAGAAAAAAGAGGAACGUAGAUGAAGAUCAGAGCAAAGUGGAUGUUGUUGUGGGACCAUUCAAGCUACAGGAAAAAUUUCAAGAAGACAAAAGACAGGGAAGUGCAGUCACAAAGACCUUCAGAAGCACAGAAAUGGAAGGACAAGAUGGGUGGGUCAGUGACGCCAUUCCUACCACACCAAAUGUUAUUUUGGCCCCCAAUCGCACCACUUCUGAUGUCAGAGGAGAAAUGGGCACCUUUAAACUUUUAUUUUGGAUGCUGCUUGUACAUUCUGCACUCCAACAGGAACCAGGUGCACAGGAGUUGCGUUUAGUAAAUGCAUGGAACAGAUGCGUUGGGAGAGUGGAGAUAUUUUAUAAUGGCACUUGGGGAACUGUUUGUGAUGACGACUUCUAUAUGAAGAGUGCAAAUGUAGUGUGCAGACAGCUUGGAUGUGGAGAGGCAAGCACAGUUCUGGGAUGGUCUUAUUUUGGCCAAGGAUCUGGAAAUAUACUGAAUGGCUCGAAUUGUACAGGAAGUGAACUCAGUCUCCAAGAUUGUUUGCCCGCCGAGUGGUUAGCUACUGACUGCGGACACAACGAAGAUGUCAGUGUCAUUUGUUCAGAUUCUAAGUUUCUUCCAACAGCCACGUAUGCUACUGAAACACCAACUCCAGCCCUUAUCCCUACAUCUGAGGAAGCUUCCACAUCUUACACAACACUUAAAGCUGAAGGAACUUUUGAAACUACCCACACAUCAAACGACAAUGAAACAAUAGCUACAACUGAAGCAUCCCAAAUGUCUUUUGGAAGUACAGAAGGAUCCAUGGUCACCACUGCAGUAAACAAGAAUGAAGAAACAAAUACUCCAGGCUUGUCAACAAUCUCAGCAGCAUCAGACACAAUUAAUCCAUCAACUGCGUACGAAAUCCCUCAAUCAUCUACAGAAAAGACUGUUGCAACUGGCCCACCAUCUACUACCGAAACACCGGUUACAACUGAAAGACUUCAGGUCUCAACUGAGAAGAGUAUAAUAACAGAUCUUAAAAAUAAUUCGGAAUUUCCUCAAUCUUCUACAGCAAAGAGUGUUACUGUUGAGCUUUCUCCACUGGAAACAACAGCAAGGCCUUUGCUCCCAAGACUAAUGGAUGGGGAGAACAGUUGUGAAGGUCGGGUUGAAGUCUAUUACAGUGGGAGCUGGGGCACAGUCUGCGAUGAUGGUUGGGACUUAGUCGAUGCCCAGGUUGUGUGCAGGCUACUUGGCUGUGGAAAUGCCAUUGAAGCGCCAAUAAGUGCCGAAUUUGGUGAAGGCUCUGGUAACAUUCACAUGAAUAAUGUCAAUUGCCAAGGGAAUGAAUCAUCACUUGAAGAUUGUUCCCAUGAUGGAUGGGGAGUUCAUAAUUGUCACCACAAGGAAGAUGCCAGCGUUAUCUGCUCAGGCCCGCCAACUACUACAGAAACACCAGUUACAACUGAAAGACUUCAAGUUUCAACUGAGAAGAGUAUUACAACAGAGUUUUCUCCAUUGGAAACAACAGCAAGUUAUUUGCCCCCAAGACUAAUGGAUGGGGAGAACAAUUGUGAAGGUCGAGUUGAAGUCUAUCACAACGGCCACUGGGGUACGGUCUGCGAUGAUGGUUGGGACUUAGUCGAUGCCCAGGUUGUGUGCAGGCAACUUGCCUGUGGAAAUGCCAUUGAAGCUCCAAUAAGUGCCGAAUUUGGUGAAGGCUCUGGUAACAUCCACAUGAAUAAUGUCAAUUGCCAAGGGAAUGAAUCAUCACUUGAAGAUUGUUCCCAUGAUGGAUGGGGAGUUCAUAAUUGUCACCAUAAAGAAGAUGCCAGUGUUAUCUGCUCAGAGCUUUCUCCACUGGAAACAACAGCAAGUCCUUUGCUCCCAAGACUAAUGGAUGGGGAGAACAGUUGUGAAGGUCGGGUUGAAGUCUAUUACAGUGGAAGCUGGGGCACAGUCUGCGAUGAUGGUUGGGACUUAGACGAUGCCCAGGUUGUGUGCAGGCAACUUGGCUGUGGAAAUGCCAUUGAAGCGCCAAUAAGUGCUGAAUUUGGUGAAGGCUCUGGUAACAUCCACAUGAAUAAUGUCAAUUGCCAAGGGAAUGAAUCAUCACUUGAAGAUUGUUCCCAUGAUGGAUGGGGAGUUCAUAAUUGUCACCACAAAGAAGAUGCCAGUGUUAUCUGCUCAGGCCUACCAGCUACUACAGAAACACCAAUUACAACUGAAAGACUUCAAGUCUCAACUGAGAAGAGUAUUACAACAGAAACUAUCCUAUCAACUACAAAGCAGGAUCAUCUUUUUUCUGAAAUCUUCCCAUCUACUACACAGCAGAAUUUUCUUUCUUCUGAAACUCUUCCAUCAAGUACUGAAAAUGUUAUUACAUCUCGAACAAUUUCCCCUACUACAGAGAAUCCCAUUAUAACUACUCCAAAAGAAAAUACAACACGCAAAGCACCAGGCACAUCAAUCCCUUUGUCUAGCACUCUGAAAUCCAGUACUUCUGGAAAUGGUUCCUGCGGUGGACGCCUUUCUGGACCUUAUGGUUCAUUUUCUACUCCAUUGUAUCCUUCAAAAUACCCUAGCAAUUCAUUGUGUAUCUGGGACAUACAAGUAACAGAAAAUCGUCAAGUUGAACUCCGGUUUGAAGAUUUUCGAUUGGAAAUUACAAGCCGCUGCCUUUUUGAUUUUGUAGAAAUUUUGGAUGGCUUUUCAUCCACAUCACCUUCUCUUGAGAAGACAUGUCACAAGACAACAAAGUUAUACGUCUCAUCAUCAAACAAAAUGCGAGUUGUAUUUUCAAGCGAUUCUAGUGUCAAUGAUAUAGGUUUUCAUGCUGUCUAUCAUGAGAUUCUUCCAACGAAUGCUGUCACAACAAAACCAGUCUGGGGUGUGAAAACUACUAUUUCAAGUGGAAAUUCAAAGCGGCUUGUCAAUGGAAGAAACAGAUGUGAAGGGCGACUUGAAGUGUUUCACCAAGGAAACUGGGGGACAGUCUGUGAUGAUGACUGGGACAUGAAUGAUGCUCAGGUUGUGUGCAGGGAGCUUGGAUGUGGAAUUGCUCUCGCGGCACUGGAAAAGGCUCAGCAUGGUCAGGGCUCAGGCCCUAUUCAUAUGGAUGGUGUAAAAUGUGCUGGGAAUGAAAAAAGACUGGAACACUGCUUUCACAGAGGCUGGGGAGUGCACAAUUGUAUCCAUAGAGAAGAUGCUGGUGUCAUCUGUUCAGGACCAGCCCCGAACACUCCUCCUCCUUCAACAAGACCACCUGUUCGCUUCCAAACUACUCCUUUAGCUGAUGGGGCUGUGAAACUAGCCAAUGGAAAGCACGAGUGUGAGGGACGAGUGGAGGUGUUUUACAAAGGAAAAUGGGGAACAGUCUGCGAUGAUGAAUGGGGCAUGAACCAUGCACAGGUUGUUUGCCGGCAGCUUGGAUGUGGAGCAGCUCUCUCAGCACCCGGAAGUGCUCAAUUUGGUCAGGGUUCAGUCCCAAUUCUAAUGGAUGAUACAAAAUGCAACGGGAGUGAGGUCAGCUUAAAGCAGUGCUCCCAUAAAGGUUGGGGAAUACAUAACUGUGUUCACAAUGAAGAUGCUGGUGUCAUCUGCUCAGGUAUGGCCAAGAUGGCCACUACUGCAGGUAGUACCAAGAUGGUCAGUACUGCAGCUCCUGUGAAUGAUACAACCUCAGAUCCCGUAACACUUUCAUGUAGUCCAGACUACAUGAAGGCAGUUAUUGACCGAGAAUAUCUCAUAUCAAAGUGUGGCUCUCAGUGUCAAUGGUACUUAAGUGACCCUGCCUGCAAGCCUGUGAUUACAAGACAGCAAAUUAUAUUCUAUAUUCCAUAUGAUGGCUGUGAUACAAGACGGGAGAACACUGGAAGAAUUAGCAGUUUCUCCAACAGUGUCAGAGGUUCUGGAAGUAGCAUGAAUUCCCAAUUCCACUUCACUUGCAUAAUGGAACCAAGGCGAAUGACAGAAAUAGCACACAAUGUGGAUGAGCGUGACUCCACAAAACAAGUUCAAAAGCAAAAUACACAAGUGUAUAUGAAAUGCUCCUUCUUUGACUCAGAUUCGUUUCGGCACCCAUGGAAUAACUUGAAUUACUUUAUAAAUGAGAUGCAGGACUCGUUUUUCCAAGCUACUUUCUAUAGUUUUAAUAGGAACCUGAUACUAUUUGUGGAUACAUGCGUGGCUUCUCAUAAUGCCAAUGACUUCGGUAUUGGGUCAUAUGAGGUCAUAAAGCAUGGGUGCUCAGACAGUCGUGAUACCUACACCGAUUAUUUUACUCAAAAUGGGAGGGCUACCCGCUUCAGAUUUAAACCUUCCAGGGUUUUCAGCAGAUAUCCCAGAGUUUACCUGCAAUGCAAAAUAGUGGUGUGUCGAAGAUAUGAUUAUUCCUCUCGAUGCUACCAAGGCUGCCUAUCCAGGAAUAGGAGGGAAGCAAGCUCAGAGCAAGAACAGCUGCAAGUUCUUGGCCCACUGACACUUGAUAAAAGGGUCAGAACAUGUAAUGCUGCAUCAUCACCAAAAAUGGAAGCCAUCAGAAAAUGUGUUUUCUUGACACUUUUCUUCGUUUGGACUCUUGCUGAAAACAACCUGGUUAAAUUGCAAGGAUAUAGUCAAUGUGGUGACCGACUGGUAAAGAGUUAUGGAGCACUACCAUUUUCGGCUGGCGCAAAUGAAAAUUGUACCUGGCAAAUAGAAAGAGAGACGAAUGCAAAUGACAAUAUAAAAAAUGAAACUAUCCGAUUAAUCUUCUCUUAUUUUGAACUUGAUCCUUCAUCCACAUGUGACAAUGAAACUAUUGAAGUAUAUGAUGGUCCUUCAACAGCUGCACCUCUCCUGGGGCGAGUGUGCAAUAGCCACGAUUCUGUUCCGGUAUUUCAUUCAACUUCUGGAACCCUAACAUUUCGCCUAUUAACUGACUCCACAGAUUUCACACGGAACAUAUUUGCAUUUUAUUACUACAUUACACCAGAUUUAUCUACCAUUAAAGACUGUGGAGGUUACCUUACUGGCCCAGAUGGAUCAUUCACCAGUCCCAACUACCCCAAGCCACAUCCUGAAUUUGCAUACUGUGUCUGGCAUAUAGAAACAGAACCAAAUACCAGGAUAAAUAUUACUUUCAGCGAAAUUUUUUUAGAAAUGGAUCCCGAAUGCAGGUUUGAUUUUCUUGCCAUUUAUGAUGGUGCAACUACGGACUCAGGUUUAAUCAAACAAGUGUGUGGUCGUACGGCUCCAACAUUUCAAUCUUCUUCCAAUGUCAUGACUGUCGUACUGUCAACAGACUAUGCCAAUUCAUACAGGGGCUUUUCUGCUCAUUAUACAAGUAUAGCAACAGCAGAACCCAGCAUAUCCCUCAACUGUUCUUCAGACAUGAUGACAGUGAUUCUCAGCAAAUCUUAUUUGGAUUCACUUGGCUACAAUGGAGAUGAUUUGACUCUGAAUGACCCGGCUUGUAGGCCUAUUACAUUGGACCCAGUGACAUUUAGUUUUCCACUCAACAGCUGUGGAACAAGAAAAAUGAAUGAAGAUCAUGGCAUCUCCUAUAACAACACUAUCACUGCCUCCCCCACCGGUGAAGUGAUCACCCGCCAAAACUAUCUUGAAAUUACUGUGAAGUGUAUCAUGGAAAACAAUUCCACGGUGGAAGUCUCAUAUAAUACAAAGCAUGUAGGUGGCAUUAAUGAAAGUGCCCACGGCAGAUAUGACCUCAACAUGUCCUUCUAUAAAUCUGAGUUUUUCACCACACCUGUACUUGAGUCUCCAUACCAGGUAGACUUGAAUCAAACUCUCUACGUUCAAGUAAGCCUACAUUCCUCUGAUGCCAAUCUGAUAGUGUUUGUGGAUACUUGCACAGCAAUACCGAACCCUGAUUCGGAAUCACCAAAAUAUGAUUUGGUCAGAAGUGGCUGUGCUAAAGAUAGCACUUAUGCAGCCUACCCACUUCUUGAACAUUACGGGAGGUUCAGGUUCAAUGCCUUCAAAUUCCUGAGGAGCGAGUCAUCUGUUUACCUGCGCUGUCAAGUUUUAAUUUGUGACAGCAACCAUUAUAAUUCGCGGUGCACACAAGGCUGCACCUUUCGGCAUAAGAGAGACACUUCUUCCUACAAAUGGAAAGGAGAAGUUAUGGCGGGACCUCUCCACCUGAAGCAAGAGCAUGGUCCUAUGGGCCGCUCAGAUUUGUCCAUUCCAGUUUAUCCUGAAGAAAGCCCGAAGGCACAGUCCAAGGGCAUGUACAUCCUUACAGCUGCUGUGCUGGUUAUGAAUGCUGUCUUCGUGGUUGGUUUGGCAGUAAAACAUCUCAUCAGUCGUGAAUCGGGAUACCGAUAUCAGAAAGUGCAAGGCUAUUAAUAUGGUUUUUCAAUUAGCUGUACUUUUCAUCCCUGACAUCUUUAUAAACAUGCAUUUAAAGAGUAUAUUCUUUGUGCCCUUCCCUUAAAUACUAGUUACUUAAAAUAGAUCAGUUGUAGUAUACAGGAUUACUGCAAAGAUGUUGACUAUAAGUUUAAGGAAAAUUAAACACAUUUGGAAAAGCA